Gryllus bimaculatus (two-spotted cricket) is the source of this 646-nucleotide messenger RNA. Lineage: Eukaryota; Metazoa; Arthropoda; Insecta; Orthoptera; Gryllidae. The record is from the annotation of a GenBank genome assembly.
AUGAUUGGCGCAUUGGCCAUAGGUCGAGCAGGGCAUCAGCAGGUGGGCAUCGUGCUGCUGGUGCUGGUCGUGUGGGUGGCCGCCAUCGCGCUCUUCUUCAACCGCUGGGGCAAGAUCCGCAUGCUGCUGCCCUACCAGCCUGACUACAAAGAGCAGCUCAAGGUGCCCGGGUCAGCUGCUACAAGCGGAGGUGUAUCGUGCACUGGCCAACACCAAGGGGGACAGGCCUGCCCACAGGUGAGUUCAAUAAGCCUCAAAUACAUGAGAUCAGAUUAGGGCUUUGAAAAUAAGGAUGUGGAUUAAAAUGGAAAUUAAUAAUUUAAGUAUGCCAUGAAUUAUUUAACAGUAAUAUUCUGGAUAAAAUCAAAGAUCCAAGAGAUUUCUGAAAUUUAAAAUUUUAUAAUUGAUUAGAUUUCAAUACGUCAAUUAUCACACAAACAAUAUACUGAAUCAAAUGGAUGAAAAGUCACAAGACAAUAAUUAAUAAGUCUCAGAAACAAGAGUAAUAAUGGUACAUAUUCUUAUUCAUUCUUUAAAUGUAUUUUUUUUCAAUUUUUUAAUGUUACACUUAAAAAUAUAAUUCAUACCCUAUGAAUGAGGAAAUAUGUUAAAAUAGCAUUUUUACAUACUAUACUAAUAAUAUGGC